Rosa chinensis is the source of this 410-nucleotide messenger RNA. RefSeq lists its product as uncharacterized. The record is from RefSeq and is a predicted model, not a curated record. NCBI's taxonomy places the organism in Eukaryota, Viridiplantae, Streptophyta, Magnoliopsida, Rosales, Rosaceae. The coding region runs from base 12 to 410 and encodes 132 amino acids. The transcript is spliced from 4 exons.
UGAUUCUGUUUAUGAGAGCUUAUGUUAAAGUCAUUUUUUAUUGUCUAUUGAUUGACUUUACAAUUUUGGUGUUGUUUUGUUUGUGUUUUUUAGAUUUUAUGCAAAAAAAUUUCCAUACAAGUUUGCUGGCACUGUUCCUGUGGAUAUCAUUUGUUAAUAUUUUGGUGUCGUGUUCCUCAUCAGAUCUUAGGAACAAUAGCCUGUCAAGUCUUUUAACUGGUUUGAAUUCAGGUAUGGGUCCGAAGAAAUGGACAAGAACAAAAAGACUGUUAGAAGACAGUUAUUGUCAAAAUCGUAAUAAUGAAAGGGAAAUGCAAGCAAUUCCUAUUUCUGAUACUGCUGAAGAGCAGGAAAGUCCUUUUACCGGAUCAAGCCGUGAAAAUGAAGGAAGCCUUUUUGAUAAAAUCUGA